CGAUUGGCUGAGGCGCCGGAAGUGCCGCGGGGCCGGGCUGCGCGCGGCGGUGCUCCGCAUGUGGCAGAGGCGCUGCCCGGCACCAUGUUUGUCCUGGUCGAGAUGACGGACACGGUGAGAAUUCCUCCCUGGCAGUUUGAGAGGAAACUGAACGAUUCCAUUGCGGAAGAGCUAAACAAGAAAUUGGCCAAUAAGGUUGUGUACAAUGUUGGCCUCUGCAUCUGUCUGUAUGAUAUCACAAAGCUGGAAGAUUCAUACAUUUUCCCUGGAGAUGGUGCCUCUCAUACCAAAGUGCAUUUCCGCUACGUGGUCUUCCAUCCCUUCCUGGAUGAGAUCCUCAUUGGACAGAUUAAAAGCUGCAGUCAGGAUGGUGUUCAUGUUUCUAUUGGAUUCUUUGAUGAUAUUGUCAUCCCACCAGAAUCCCUGCAGCAGCCAGCUAAAUUCGACGAAGCAGAGCAGGUGUGGGUGUGGGAAUAUGAGACAGAAGAAGGGGCCCAUGACCUUUACAUGGACAUUGGGGAGGAGAUCCGCUUCCGAGUCGUGGAUGAGACAUUUGUUGAUACCUCCCCGACGGGUCCGAGCUCUGCAGAGGCUUCCACUUCCAAUGCCACAGAGGAAGUCCAGAAGAAAGAGGCACCCUACACUCUUGUGGGAUCCAUCAGUGAGCCAGGCCUGGGCCUCCUGUCGUGGUGGACAAACAGUUAGCUGCCAUCAGAGCCUGCUCCACAGAAAGUCUUUCCGGUGGAUGUUUGGGGGAUAAUGGGAUCCUGCUGGUGCCCACUGCUCCUCUGAAGCUGAAUGAGAAAUUAGACCUGCCAUUCUGUGUUUUCCCCUUCAGCUUCCAACCUGCCAGAUAGAGACAAGUUGCUUUCAAGAAAUGUCUUCACUGAUCUGUAGAAGUGAAUUUACAGGCACAAAAAGCCUUGAGCGCAGCAGCAACAAACUCAGCCGGAGCUUUGGUCUCCUGCCCUGCAGGGAAAACCGGGGAGGUCUUUGCUUGUCUGAAUUAAGAAGGGAGUUGCCUUCAGUGAGUGAAAGCAGGAGAGAAUGCCUGUCAAGGAUCAUUGCUUCCUUGGGCUGAGAGCUUGAUCUCAGAGGGGUAGAAGUCUGCUCUUCUGGCAGGAAAUGGAGAAGAAACAGCAAAACACUGGAGUUAAUGGAGGUGUGGUACUCUUGAGACCUGGAAAAUGCUGCUGCCAGGAGAGGUGGUGGUGUUGGUAAUGUUCUGCUGAGAAUAGGAAGUUCAUCCACGGAUGAAGUCGGCCAAAAAGAACUGGAAUGAGCAGUUUUAGGUAAACUUGGUUUAGUUUAGGUAAAAUUUUAGGUAAAAUCUGUGAAGAUGACCACUGUGGAAAGCUACAGGCUGCUUGUUGUGCUGAAUGGAAAUACUUUAUUGGACGGUCUGUAUUUAUGUAGAAUGAGCUAAAACUUUGCAGGAGUUUGAAAAUACAUAAUUAUGAACUGAAAUGGACCAAGGCUGCUUUGAGCAAGCUAAAUACCUGUUUGUGGGGUAUGUUAAUACCAGAAAUGGAAUAAAUAGUAAAAACCAC
This is a messenger RNA of Strigops habroptila (Kakapo), 1550 nucleotides long. It is a transcript of the gene POLR3H, whose product is annotated as RNA polymerase III subunit H. Bases 85 to 705 code for a protein of 206 amino acids. Gene Ontology annotation, biological process: transcription initiation at RNA polymerase III promoter; DNA-templated transcription. NCBI's taxonomy places the organism in Eukaryota, Metazoa, Chordata, Aves, Psittaciformes, Psittacidae. The record is from RefSeq and is a predicted model, not a curated record. Gene Ontology annotation, molecular function: DNA-directed RNA polymerase activity; DNA binding. The transcript has 7 exons. Gene Ontology annotation, cellular component: RNA polymerase III complex.